GCUCACCCUUUUGCGUCUUAAAACAUAAAAAUUAAACCUUCAUAAUGAAGAUUCCGAUAGACUGUUGAUAAUAAAGGCUCAAAGUCAAUUUAUGUUUCGUAGUCUUUAUUGUCGACAGCUAUCAGUGACUACGACUAUUUGCCGGUCUGAAAGUUUUUGUUGAUUAUUUGCUUAAUAUUGUCAAAAUAUAACCAUUGCAAGUAUUUUUAAAGCAUAUUAAAUAAACAAUUAUUAUCUUGGCAUCUUCCAGCAAAAAUGAAAAAAUUAAAAAAUAGAUACUUGAACAAAAUGGAAUAUCCGAUCAUCUGUCUCCAAUAGAAAGUAUAUACAGUGUUAUCUUUUUAUAGUGUACCGACCUUGAAUAAAUAUUAUGAAAAACAAUUGAAAGAAGAAAUAAGUCUCUUAUGUUUUCAAUUUGCAGAAACAGAUUUAUUUGAACAAAUAAGAGAAAGAGGAUUUAAAGUUCAUAGUCAUAAGUUUAAACCACAAUCAGUUGAAAAUGAAUUUUAUGACAGAGGGUUUCUUUCAAUUUUGAAUAAGAUGCAAGUAACGAUUACUCCUAAGAUUACAUUCAGUGAUGAAGAUAUCAACUUUUUAACUGAAUCUCAAAAUAAUGUUUGUAUAUUAAAAAAAUGUAUAGAGAAUCUGAUAAAUAAAUAUAAAAACAGAAUAUCGAUAUUAAAGUGUGUUAAUACUUUAAUUAUGAUUUAUAUAGAAAGAGAUAUUAAAAGUGUGCUUAUAAAUAACGAACUAACUGACUUCAAAAAAUGGGAAGCUCUAAGAAAAUGGAAUAAAUAUCUGGCACGAAUGCUAUCUGUAUUGUACUAUGGUCAUAUUAUCAUAGAUAAAUGGACUUUAAUAUUAUGUACAAAAUUAUUAGCCUUAGACUUACCAGAUACUCAAAAAAUGCCUUUGAAUAUUGAUUAUUUUAAAUUCGUUGACUCAGAUUUUGAUGUCCAAUAUGAGGUUUGUCAAAAGAAUCAUUUUCUUGAGAGAAGACUACUGAGUAUAAAUAUCGAUGAUUAUUUUAAAAAAAUUAAUUUCGAACAAAUCAUUAAAGAUCUAUAUAAUAAUACAACAAAUUUAGAAGUUGCCUACAUUUACGAAGAACUGUUCACUGAAGAAUACUUAACACUAAGUUUUUUACAAAACAAUGUGAUUAUUUUAGAUAAAGUUAUUAAAGAAUUUAAUUGGGAUAAUACCAAAGAGGUUUUACAGAAAUACAAAGACAAAUUAGAAACUUUGUUUAAUAAACAUAUGAGUCUUACUAAACUAAAUACAAUCUCAAAAUAUCACUCGCUUAUCCAACAAAUCGUUUACGUAAAUGUUUUAUACUUUGCUUUAUAUCACUUACAAUUAUUCAAAGUUUCUUUGACACGUAGAUUGAGUCAAAAAAUAAAAAAUAUAAAACCACUUACUUCUUCAUCGUGUACAAAAACUGAAGACGAUCAAAAGAUAUUCAGAUCUGUUGUUGAUACAUUAAGAAAUGCUAUUAUUUUGCUAGAUGCUAAUGAUAAUUUAUUACUUUCAAUACUGCAGUUAUGCAAGAAUGGAUCGCCUGGUACUCCUGAGUUUAAUAAAAUAGAAUUAGAUGCUACAGUAUUAUUAUUGAAACUUUUUGAUGAGUUAAAUGUAUGUACUACUAAGAAACAAGUAAAUAUUGUUAAAGAUCAUUCCGCAGAAAAUCUAAAUCUGGAAGAAGUCGAACAUAAUGUGAAAGAAUUUUCAGAAUAUGUUUCAAAAAUUGCAGAAGCAUUAAAACCUAUACAAGGCAAUUUAUUUUACAGUAAAUUUUUGUUUCAAGAUCAUUUAAAAUAUUUUGGUAUCAACAUUUUUCCUUAUGUUACUGUUAAGUAAAAAAGGAAGCGCAACACCUCAUGAAGUAUUUCCAUUAGGGAAAUAAUUUAUAUAAAAAUAUUCAUGAAUUACAUUUCUAUAUACAUAUAACAGAUGCAUAGUAAAUUAAUUGCUUGUAUUGAAGUAGAAUUGAAUUAAAUACUAUUUAUAAUAAAUGAUAA
Daktulosphaira vitifoliae (grape phylloxera) is the source of this 2018-nucleotide messenger RNA. RefSeq lists its product as uncharacterized. The record is from RefSeq and is a predicted model, not a curated record. NCBI's taxonomy places the organism in Eukaryota, Metazoa, Arthropoda, Insecta, Hemiptera, Phylloxeridae. The transcript is spliced from 4 exons. Bases 541 to 1857 code for a protein of 438 amino acids.